AUGGAUGCAGAGUCAACUACUAGUAAUAAAAAAAACGAAAAAUAUAAUACAAAUAACCAACGUUUGAUAGCCGAAAGUGGUGGACGUUGUAUGAGUACACAAGCAAUGCAAUCGCUUUAUGAUUUCCGACAGAAUAAUCUGCUUUGCGAUGCAAUAUUAAGACUAGAAGAUGGUGGUGUUUUUCCAAUUCAUCGAGCUAUACUUUCGGCAUGCAGUACUUAUUUCAGGACAUUAUUUACGACUACAUUGCAUUCUCGUGAAAAAACUGAUGUCCUUCUGCCAGGUGUGACAAGUCCAAUGAUGAAUCUUCUGCUGGAAUACGCAUAUUUAAGAUCCAUUGAUGUGAAUCGGGAAAACGUAUGCGAAUUGUUGACCACGGCGGAUUAUCUAAGCAUUGUAGGUGUACUCGAUUUGUGCUGUGACUAUUUAAGAGAUAAUUUAGCACCGGAAAAUUGUAUCGGAGUGAUGAGAUUCGCCCGUCAACAUUUCUGCAAGAAGCUAGAAAAUGAUGCUUACCGUUUUAUUGUAGGACAUUUUGUCGAGGUGUCACAAAGAAGUGCAGAAAUUUUGCAUUUACCUAUUGAGGAACUAAAACCGUUAGUCGGCGCUGACGAAUUAAAUGUUAAAAGCGAGCAGACAGUUUGGGAACUAGUUCUGAGAUGGAUAAAUCACGAUCCAGAAUCUAGAAAAGAUUAUAUCGUCGAUCUAAUGAAAAAUAUCAGACUUGGUCUCCUAGACACGCAGUUUUUUCUGGAAAAUGUCAAAGAUCAUCCUUAUGUCGUGGGCAAUGAUGCAUGCAGACCUAUUAUCAUCGAAACUCUGAAAUUUUUGUAUGAUUUAGAGAUGAUUACUCAAAAAGAUGGAGAAGUACCAACACCGGAAAUUGCACGACCCAGAGUCCCUCAUGAGAUUCUGUUUGCCAUUGGUGGAUGGAGUGGUGGUUCACCAACAAAUUAUAUCGAGACGUAUGAUACGAGAGCAGAUCGAUGGAUUCCGAUCGAGGAAACAGAUCCGACUGGUCCGCGAGCUUAUCAUGGACUGGCGGUGGUUGGUUUUGAUAUCUACGUUAUCGGAGGAUUUGACGGCGUCGAUUAUUUCAACAGCUGCCGUUGUUUUAACGCGGUGACCAAGGUGUGGCGAGAGGUUGCUCCCAUGAACGCUAGAAGAUGUUAUGUCAGCGUAGCAGUCCUAAACAAUCUGGUUUAUGCAAUGGGAGGAUAUGAUGGAUACCAUAGGCAAAAGACGGCUGAACGCUAUAAUUACAAGACAAAUCAAUGGUCUCUUAUUGCGUCAAUGAACGUACAGAGGUCUGAUGCGAGUGCAACUACAUUAAAUGAUAAGAUAUAUAUUACGGGCGGUUUUGAUGGGCAUGAUUGUAUGAAUACGGCCGAGGUAUAUGAUCCAAGCACCAACCAGUGGACAAUGAUAACAGCAAUGAGGUCACGAAGGAGUGGUGUGUCGUGCAUAUCUUAUCACGGCUGUGUUUAUGUCAUUGGAGGAUUUAACGGAAUAUCGAGGAUGUGCAGUGGGGAAAAAUAUAAACCAUCUACAAACAGCUGGAGCCAUAUCCCCGAUAUGUAUAAUCCGCGUAGUAAUUUCGCCAUUGAAGUUAUUGACGACAUGAUUUUUGCUAUCGGUGGUUUUAAUGGUGUUACUACAACAUACCAGGUAGAAUGUUACGACGAGAAAACAAAUGAAUGGUACGAAGCGACAGACAUGAAUAUAUGCAGAUCAGCAUUGUCGGCCUGUGUGAUUAUGGGUCUUCCAAAUGUAUAUGAUUAUAUUCAUAAGCACCGUGAACGCCUGAUGGAGGAAAAGCGUCAGAAGUUACUGGCACACGAAGUACGUCGGAGUCAGCAUCAGCAACAGCAACAGGAGCAACAGCAGACAAGGCAAACUUCGCAACUCAGCCAAAUCAUACCGACACCACCACCUCUACCACGCUAAUAAAAUGAGAAGGAUAAUAAUAAUGAUCGGCAUAAAACCAAAUAUCAUUAUUAUGUAAAUCAGUCAUAUAUAAC
Molecule: messenger RNA, 2021 nt
Organism: Cyphomyrmex costatus
Lineage: Eukaryota; Metazoa; Arthropoda; Insecta; Hymenoptera; Formicidae
Gene: klhl10
Product: kelch-like protein 10
Exons: 8
Coding region: 1-1947 (648 amino acids)
Molecular function (GO): protein binding
Source: RefSeq, a predicted model, not a curated record